Molecule: messenger RNA, 805 nt
Organism: Otolemur garnettii (small-eared galago)
Lineage: Eukaryota; Metazoa; Chordata; Mammalia; Primates; Galagidae
Gene: CD79A
Product: CD79a molecule
Exons: 5
Coding region: 26-706 (226 amino acids)
Biological process (GO): B cell differentiation; B cell receptor signaling pathway
Cellular component (GO): B cell receptor complex; membrane; external side of plasma membrane
Molecular function (GO): transmembrane signaling receptor activity
Source: RefSeq, a predicted model, not a curated record
AGACAAACCAACCCACUGGGAGAAGAUGGCUGGGGGUCCAGCUGUCCUCCAAGGUCUGCGAGCCACCAUCUUCCUCUUCUUGCUGUCUGCUGCCUACCUGGGUCCUGGGUGCCAGGCCCUGAGGGUGGACAGGGGCCCACCAUCGGUGACAGUGAGCAUAGGGGAUAAGGUCCACCUCCCUUGCCAGUACAAUGACAACAAAACCAAAGUCAAUGUCACAUGGUGGCGCUUCAUCCAAGGCAACCAUACGUGGCCCCCCGAGUACAUAGGUUUUGCCAACGACUCCAAUGGUGAGCUGACCAUCGAGAAUGUGAACAAGAGCCACGGGGGCAUGUACAGGUGUCAUGUCCAGGAACAAGGCAAAUCACACCAGUACUCCUGUGGCACCUACCUCCGUGUCCGUGAGCCACCCCCUAGACCUUUCCUGGACAUGGGAGAGGGCACCAAGAACCGCAUCAUCACAGCGGAAGGGAUCAUCCUUCUGUUCUGCGCAGUGGUGCCUGGGACAUUGCUACUGUUCAGGAAACGAUGGCAGAAUGAGAAGUUCGGGGUAGAUGCCCAGGAUGAUUAUGAAGAUGAAAAUCUUUAUGAGGGCCUGAACUUGGACGACUGCUCCAUGUAUGAGGACAUCUCCAGGGGCCUCCAGGGCACCUACCAGGAUGUGGGCAGCCUCCAUGUUGGAGAUGUCCAGCUGGAGAAGCCGUGACACUCCCCACUCCCACCAGACUGCCCCAGCCUGCUGCGCCCCAAAUCCAGGUCGCCCUGAAACACACUCUCUGCAAUCUUCCCUCAUUUUCCACCCUGG